AUGAAAAUUAAAAAUGUAUCAAAAAAUCUAAUACUAUAUUUAUUUAUUUUACAUUUUCUACUUGUAAAUAUAGUACACUCAAAUGGUUUAUUUGAUCAACUUUUCAAAAUUCAACAUACAACCAACAUCGAUGUUAGAUUAAUUGGUUUUGAUUCACUUGAACAAGAUGAAUUAAAAAUAUUAUUAAAUAAAUUAAAUAAAGAUUAUAGCCCAACUAUUUUAUAUCCUAAAUUACAAACUAUUGAUUUAAUUAAACAAAAUCAUAAAUUUAAUAUAACAGAAGGAUCACAUAAUUUAAAUGAAGAGAUUAAAGCAUCAGUUAAAAAGUAUAUAUCAGAAUUUCAACAUAGGAGCACUUUAAAGCAGGAUGAAUAUUUAGUUCCAUUCGAUAUAGUUGAUAAUAUUAUAGCACAAGAUUAUAAACAACAAAAUCAUAUCUCAUAUGUUGUAUACAUUAUAAAUACAAUUUAUGAUAGAGAAGAUUCAAUUGAAAAAUAUACAUAUUCUCAAUUGAAUUCAACAACUAUAAAUACAUUACAUAGAGAUGGAAUUAAUGUAGUUGACCAUUUAUGUAAUGUUAAAUUAUGGCAAUCAAAAUCAGAAUCACCAAAUAAUCCAAAUAAUUCAAAUGAUGGUAGUGGUAGAUAUGUUUGGAUUGAUAUUGGUGCUGAAACUUGUACAUAUGGUCCACAAACAAAGGGUACUGGUUUAAUUUCAAAUCAACAAUUACCACAUACAAAUUCAAGAUUUACAAAAAAAUUAUAUGAUAUAUCAACAUUUUUUUAUCAUACAAUUAGACAAUUAAUAUCACCACCAAUUUAUGAAAUACCAGAGAAAUAUGGUUGGAUUGAUUUAGAAAUUCAAUUAAUUAUGAUACAUGAUCAUUUAGUUGGACAAUUAGAAGUUUCAGAACAAUUUGAUUGGGAAUCAAUAAAGGAACAAUUAGGAGAGAAAAUGCCAUUAUUACCAAAUCAAAGAAUAACAUUUUCAAAGAGGGAAGUAUCAUUAUUAAAUAAUUUAUAUGCAGCUCAAAUUAAACAAUCAUCAUUGAAAACUCAUCAUUCAGUAUUAAAAGGUACUCAACAAUUUUUAGAUUCAAAAGAACUUCAUCAUUGGUUUAAAGUUCAUAUUCAAAAAUUUAUACCAUCUUAUUUAGAUGAUUCUUCAAAAACAAUUAUUCCAAUCUUUUUAUUUGAUAUUUCUUAUAAAGAAUUAUUAUUAUUAGAUAGAUAUUAUCAAGCAGUAUCAUUCCCUGAUAUGGUAAUUGGUAUUCAAACUCAAUCAGGAUUAAUGAAAAUUGAUUAUCAAUGUGAUAAACAAUUAGGAAUUAAUCCAAUGGAUGCAACUAAACCAAUAUUACAAUCAUUAUUAAUGACAAUUUGGGGGGUUGGUUCAAAUAGUUUAGUUGUUAAUGAAAAUUCCAAACAAAUUGAAAAUAAUUUCAUUUGGAAUAUUGGAUAUAACCCAAGUAAUAUGUUUACAAAUUUAAAGGAUUUAUCAUUCUCUCAAACUGAUUCAGCAAUUAGAAAUUAUUUAUACUUUGAUAUAAUUUCAUCAAUUGAUUCAUUAAAGAGUAUAAUGGAUCAUAUUGGUGAUGAUGAAACUUGGGAAGAAUUCACUCACUCAAUCGAUAAUCCAAGUGUAAGAUCAAUCGAUUCCUUCUUUAAGAGUAUUAAUUCAACGAUAACACAAAUCAAUUCAAAUUUACAACUUCAUCAAUACUCUAAAGCCUAUGAUAGAAUUAAUCAACUCUCUGAUCUUGCAAUGAAUAUCAGUAGUGUAAUACAUAAAAUUCAUUCAUCAAAACAUUCUUAUUUAGAAUGUGAAAAAUCAACUUUUCUAUUAUCUGAAUUUAUUUCAAUUUCAUUUACAACAAUAAUUGUAAUUUAUUUCUUAUAUAAAGUUUUAAGAAAAUCUUUAUUUUAA
Molecule: messenger RNA, 1926 nt
Organism: Dictyostelium discoideum AX4
Lineage: Eukaryota; Evosea; Eumycetozoa; Dictyosteliales; Dictyosteliaceae
Exons: 4
Coding region: 1-1926 (641 amino acids)
Source: RefSeq, a predicted model, not a curated record